Cheilinus undulatus (humphead wrasse) is the source of this 2192-nucleotide messenger RNA. It is a transcript of the gene sparta, whose product is annotated as spartin a. The transcript has 8 exons. Gene Ontology annotation, cellular component: plasma membrane. NCBI's taxonomy places the organism in Eukaryota, Metazoa, Chordata, Actinopteri, Labriformes, Labridae. The record is from RefSeq and is a predicted model, not a curated record. The coding region runs from base 229 to 1803 and encodes 524 amino acids. Gene Ontology annotation, biological process: negative regulation of BMP signaling pathway; cell division.
GGUUUUUCUCACAGACUGUCAAUGAUCGCUGCGGGGAAUCCGCCAGAUUAAAUCAAAUGAGUCAACACAUGUUGAAUGAGAGGGGACGUUUCUACAUCAGUGAAAGUUCAGAGGAACCGCCGAAAACUAGAGGAACUUUGUGAAACUCACUUAAGUUUGUUUUUAAUUUCGGUGAAAGUGACGUCUGACCCAAGGUAAGCAUAGAAGUCUGUGUAUUUUCCCUUCAUCAUGACUGAGCCUGCUGAGCUGCUGCUCAUCAAGGACCAGUAUGAGCUGGCUUUUCAGUCUCUGAGCCGAGGGCUGGCAGCAGAAGAAGCCGGAAAUAAAGCAGAAGCCUUGGAGUAUUACAGGAAAGGUCACCAGCACCUUACACAUGGAGUGGAGGUCCCCACUGGUGGGGCGAGGCAGCACGGGGCGCCCUGGGACAAAGCCAGGCAGCUUCAGCAGAAGAUGAGGGACACGCUACGGACUGUCAACACCCAUCUAUCUGAUCUGGAGACCUCCCAGCCGAGGGCAGAGGCACAGAGAGGCCAGCUUCUAAAGGAUCUUCAGCCUCCCCAAAGCACACUUCACCACCUGUACCCCAGCAUACCCCCUACCAACCAGAGUACAACCCUAAUCCCCAAAACUCCCCCUCCCAGGCCUCCUUCCCCUACUGUUCCACAUACACACGCUCUCCCUGCAGUGGCGCCAGGAUCCACAGCCAUGGCAAACACAGGGGAACAACCUCCAGCAUACACACUGCAGCCAACAGCCGGCCAUCACAGCCUGGCUCAUAGUCCUGCUGUAGGCGGCCUCCAGACAGCAGGAGGAGAUGGACAUGAGCUGCUUUUUAUACCUACAGGGGUGCAGAUGUUUUUCGUGGCACCAAAUGGACAGGUCAGCGCCCUGUCUUCUCCAGGCUUCCUUCGUAUCAUUGCCUUUGACAACCAACAAAAGGAGAUCCCAUCAGGACGGCCUUCAGCUUUUCUACAUGUUUGUGACUGGCUGUACCCGGUGACAGCAGACACUCCAGUGCUGUUGGCUAACUCUGGGAUCUACAUGUUGCCUGACAGUCUGGCAGAGGCUCCAGGGUCCUAUGUUGGCAUCGUGCUGUCCUCUGAACUGCCCGCUGCUGACCGAGAGAUGUUCCAGGAUGUGCUAUCUCAGCUGGCUGACCUCAGGAUCCAGGGUCCAGAUGGGUCACAGGCAAUCAACCUGAGUGAGAAAAUCCCCCUUGGUACCCCAGCUGGUCAUACAGUGCUGACUGUGCCUGUAGAAAAACCACUUCCUGGAUGGAGUGAGAAGAUGGCACAAGGAAUCCUGUCAGGUGCUACAAAAUUAGGUCAAGAGUUUGUAAAAGGAGCAGAGGCCACUGGAAGGGCCAUUCAUAGAGGAGCAGCCAAGAUCCGAGACCAUAUCACACCUGAGGACACUCCCUCAGAGGUCAGCCCCCAUGUCACCAGGAGUCUUCACGUGGCUAAGCAAGCUACAGGGGGCGCUGUGCGGGUCAGCCAGUUUUUGGUCAAUGGAGUGAGUUCAGUGGCAGGACAUGUGGCAGAGAAGGUGGCUCCCCAUGUGAAAAAACAUGGUGCUAAGCUGGUCCCAGAGUCUAUGAAGAAGGGCAAAGAUGGCAAAGCUUCCAAUUUGGAUGGAGCCAAGCAUGUGGCAGUCAGCAGUGUUCAAGGUUUCUCAACGAUUUGGACCAGUCUGGAAACCGGAGCAAAGCUUAUUGGCAAAAGUGUUGCAGCAGAGACAGUCACAACUGUGACAUACAAAUUCAGGGGCUUAGAGAAUCUAUUAAACAAGUCCAGGAACAUAUGACGGCACUGGGGAGUAAAGGCAAAGACUUUAACUAACAUUUCACCCUGCUUGAUGUACAUUUUUUCAUUAACCAAGAGCAAGCCAGAAAAUAACCCUCAUUAAGAUCUUUACCAAAUCUUACCCAAAUGUUUGCACAUAUUUUGACAUUAAUCUGACUGAUUAGUUUCUAUCUGGACAUUUAAGUGUGUUUUGGGUUGUUUUUUUUGACUUGGUACAUUUUAAGUCUUUGUUCUGUUUUGGAUUUUCUGGGUCUCUCUGCAGGUAUGUUUAACUGAAGCUAAGUGUCUGCUUGUGUUGGGUGGUGCUGCUCUUGCUUUUCUGGUUUCUUGCCAAUAAAAGUAAAUGAAAACAUCCCAUUACACCAGAGUUUCAGUUUCUUAUCAAAUAUU